AGUCAAGAGUAAGUACCAGAAAAACUAAGGCCAGGAUGCGGAGAAAUAUGGUGAUUACACAUCUACUUACAUUUCUUCAAAUCUUGUUCAUCUUGUAAAUACUCAAGGAGCCCACAAGCUACAGGUUUAUGGACGCAGUUACUUUCUUGCCAAUCACCAACAUGCCGCACCUGAACUGUUCCCUCGAAGAUCUUUACGCAACUGGUGCACCAGUUUUCAGUGAUGUAGGCUGCCCCGAGGCCGCUGUGGUGUGUGGGAUGAAUAUCUCCUGGGUGUUGGCAAACGCCACUAAGCAAGAUCUGGAUGACAUAUGUUUGAGGGAAGAGGAGUACCUGGCCAAGCACCUCGGGCCUCUUAGGUCCCCUGUGUUCUUUCCCGUCUGUGUCACCUACCUUGCCAUCUUCGUGGUCGGCGUCCUGGGCAAUUCUUUGACCUGUGCAGUCAUUUUACACUACAGGGUGAUGCAGACGCCCACCAACUACUACCUGCUGAGCCUGGCAGCGUCUGACCUGCUGGUGCUGCUGCUGGGCAUGCCGUUAGAGCUCUAUGACCUGUGGCAGAACUACCCCUUCCUGCUUGGGGAGGGGGGCUGCUACUUCAAAACCUUUCUGUUUGAGACCGUCUGCUUCGCCUCAAUCCUCAAUGUCACUGCACUCAGUGUGGAACGCUACGUGGCGGUGGUCCACCCCCUAAAAGUCAAACACAUGACCACGCAUGCCCACGUUAAGAGGGUCAUCUUCAUGCUUUGGGUGCUGUCCAUGCUGUGUGCUUUGCCAAACACCAGUCUACAUGGGAUUACGAUGCUGCCUCCAAAGUUUGGACGACAGUUUCCUCGAUCUGCAAUUUGCCAUGUGGUCAAGCCCACCUGGAUGUACAACCUGAUCAUCCUGAUUUCCAUGCUGGUCUUCUUCCUGCUCCCGAUGCUGAUAAUCAGCAUUCUCUACCUGCUCAUUGGGUUGAAGCUCCGCAGGGAGAGGAUAAUGACCAUGGUGGACACCAGGUGUGGCUUUGGACCGGAAAGUCUCUCCAGGCCCCAUAAGCAGAAACUGAGCCAACGCAACGUGCAAGUCACCAAAAUGCUGUGUGUGUUGGUGGUUGUGUUCGGCCUCUGCUGGGCUCCCUUCCAUGUGGACCGCUUGGUGUGGAGCUACAUCAACACCUCGUGUGAGGAGCACCUCAAGAUCUUCGAGCACGUCCACAUCGUCUCCGGAGUUUUCUUCUACCUCAGCUCCGCCAUCAACCCCAUCCUUUACAACCUCAUGUCCACCAGGUUCAGAGAAAGGUUCAGUCACAUAACGUGUUACUCUAACAGCUGGCCGAUACACUCCAGCUUACAGAUGGCCCAACGCAGCACCAUGAGCGAGAAAAUGCCCAACAGUAUAAAAAAGACUUAGGGUCUUCUGAGCAAAGGAAAUCCGAGAACAUUAUAAACAGAUGGUUGACAAUCAAAAGAAAAAAUUGAGUAACUGAAUGGAGGAAUACAACAUAUACAUGGCACAAGGGGUCACUGAAUGCUUUGAUGCAUCUGACAAGGGUGUGAGUAAGAAGGUGACACGGGAGUAGAUUUUCACUCUUGUCCUAUCCCACUCCCACAAAAAUACUCCUGUCCCAUCCCAAUUGUGGAAGAAUGACUCCCGUCCCAUCCCAUUUCAUCCCUUUACACAUCUUAAAAACAACGUACGGACCUUUAACAACGUCACUCUCGACUCUUUGGGACAUCUUUAAAACUUUAGACUCACCUGAAAGCUCUGUCAGUGUGAUACGCAGAUCAUUGACCUUUACUCUGCCUUGCAAUGCUGUCUUCCCCCGAUUUGACUCUUACUCCAUUGUUGGCAAUGACAUUUUUUCGGUGGUUGCACCAUGGGUCAUCAGUCCACACAAGUCAUGCAACCAACCAGCAAUUAGCCAGCAGAUGGGAUAGAAUAAAAAAAAGAAUAAAAAAGACAACAGAAUAACAAGCAUUAUGUUUAAAAUAAAGAAAAUAGCAUUCAUUCAUGACAGAACUGAAUAUUUAUAUAUAAAAACUGACCUAUUGUUAUUAUGAUUCCCGUCUCACCCUCUCCCGUUUACUUUUUUCCUUUCCCGUCCCAGUCACACGAUGAAUAGUGAGCUUGACUCCCGUCCUGCAAGAAUCCCACAGGAAUACUGUGAGCCACAGAAUUCCUGAAAUAUGUCAACCUCUAGUGGGAAUCUUAUUCUGUGGCCUAUGGCGAUGCCAGAUCUGAUCGAAACUGAACAACUAUGGGAGGUUUUGGACCCACCACCACCACCAUCAUCGACACACUAAAUUAGAGGAUAUCUUUUGAAAGACUUUUGUUCAUUCCUCCAAGAGUGAGACUUAGAAUCAAAUCAAAUCAAAUCAAAUCAGAAUCAAAUACCAACUAGAGAGAGGACCUGAAUGAAGUGAAAAGAUGACAAAGUCAAUGCUUAGAUGAACAAUGUAAUUAUCAUAUAAAUGACACAGCAGUAUUUUUAUGCAUUCGAAAUGUAACCCAUAAACUGUCACAAAAGUAAAUAAUUUUCUGUUUGUGUAGUAUGUAUUGUAUGUACUGUAUAAUGUGAAGCUUAACAUUAACAUUACAUAACAUUACAGCUCCGAGUGCAAACAUCAACACGCUGUCAGAGCAAAGAAUGAACGCACAAUGGCUCCUGUUUCAAAGCGACGACCUCUUGUCUGGGAAUGAAUCAGAGGUGGACAUGAAAGUUAAUUAAGGGAAACUGGAAUAAUCAUACAAUGGUUUGACCAUGGUAUUUAUAAUCAGUCACGAAGCUGAUUAGUCAGAUGACUUUG
This is a messenger RNA of Xiphias gladius (swordfish), 2791 nucleotides long. Its product is annotated as neuromedin-U receptor 1-like. The record is from RefSeq and is a predicted model, not a curated record. Gene Ontology annotation, molecular function: neuromedin U receptor activity. Bases 129 to 1394 code for a protein of 421 amino acids. Lineage: Eukaryota; Metazoa; Chordata; Actinopteri; Istiophoriformes; Xiphiidae. Gene Ontology annotation, cellular component: plasma membrane. Gene Ontology annotation, biological process: G protein-coupled receptor signaling pathway. The transcript is spliced from 4 exons.